Molecule: messenger RNA, 769 nt
Organism: Alternaria rosae
Lineage: Eukaryota; Fungi; Ascomycota; Dothideomycetes; Pleosporales; Pleosporaceae
Exons: 2
Coding region: 1-513 (170 amino acids)
Cellular component (GO): cell wall
Molecular function (GO): structural constituent of cell wall
Source: RefSeq, a predicted model, not a curated record
AUGCGUUUCUCCAUCGCCUCCGUUGCCGUCAUGGCUGGUGCCGUCGCCGCUGUUCCUCAGUACAGCGUCCAGCCCAUCUCCCAGAUCUCCGAUGGUCAGAUCCAGGCUCCUCCUGCCACCAGCAUGAUCCCCGCCGUCCCCAUGCCCUCUGCCUCCAUGGUCUCUGAGAUCCCCGCUGUCCCCAUGCCUUCCGGCUCCAUGGUCUCUGGCGACAUGACCUCCACUGUCGCCGUCACUGAGACUGCUUCCGUCACCUCGGUCGUUGUUGUCCCCACUGCCACUCCCGUUGUUCCUGGUGCCUCCAUGUCCGUCCCCAUGGGCUCCAACACCACCAUGGCCACCGGUACCGGCUCCAUGACUGCCUCCACCCCCGCCUCUGAGGAGACCUCUUCCGGCGUCGCUGGUAGCGCUACCGAGAGCGGCGACAUCCCCGAGUCCACCGGUGCUGCCGCUGGCAACAUGGUCUCCUUCGGUGGCCUUGUCCUCGCCAUCGGUGCCGCCAUCGUCGCAUAAGCGCCUCACCACUACCCAUUCUUUCCCCUUCUUCACGAUAUACCAACAACUCAGUCACGAUUGGGUUGCAUGUUUGUUUAAAAGCAACACGGAGUAACAACAUUUUCCAAGCAUUAAUGGCGGGGAUUCUUUAAUUCGGGGAACAUUCACGUCGGGGUCAGGGGUUACGAAUGAUUCUUCUUCUCAUGUAUCCUACUAAUGCGACAAUGUUCCGACGGGGAUGCAUACACAUGGCUUGACAUGUAUAGAUAGUUAA